AUGAGUGUUGAAAUGGAAACCUGCCCCGCCUCUGCGCCUUUCUUUGGCUUUAUGGGAGUGACUAGUGCUUUGGUGUUUGCCAAUAUUGGUGCCGCCUACGGAACAGCCAAGUCUGGUGUUGGUAUUUCCUCUAUGGGAGUGAUGAAUCCUGGACUUGUUAUGCGUAACAUCAUUCCAGUAGUCAUGGCUGGUGUGUUGGGAAUCUACGGUCUGAUUGUGGCUGUCAUCAUUCAAGGUUCUAUUGUGGCUCCUCAAAAUGGAUUGAGUCAAUACAGUCUCUACACUGGAUUUGCACACUUGGCUGCUGGGCUUUGCUGUGGACUGUCAGGACUCGCUGCUGGUAUGGCGAUUGGAAUUGUAGGAGAUGCUGGUGUACGAGCAGUUGGACAACAAGAGAAGCUCUUUGUUGGUAUGAUCCUUAUCCUCAUUUUCGCGGAAGCCUUGGGUUUGUAUGGUCUGAUUGUGGCAUUGAUCCUCUCCCAGAACUCAUUCGUCUGCGAAGGAAACAACUAA
Messenger RNA from Seminavis robusta, 513 nucleotides. The record is from the annotation of a GenBank genome assembly. NCBI's taxonomy places the organism in Eukaryota, Bacillariophyta, Bacillariophyceae, Naviculales, Naviculaceae.